AUGAGCGUCCAUACAGCAGUGGAUAGUGCAGAAAAUAAUACGCCGACCGCGACCUCAGACGAAAUGUCGAAUGAGGAACCCGAUGCGAAAGUAGACUCAGGCCAUGAAAUCCCCAGCGCGGUGCCCAAGGCGACUACCGAUACAACUUGUUCCCCCAAUGCGCCCGACAAUGUCCCCGACCGGGGGUAUUCACGUCUAUCCAUGGUCAUGAUGGUCAUUUUUAGCGGCCUGGCUAUUGGAUCAGAUGGUUUCAACGCCUCGAUUAUUGGUAACAUUGAAUUGUUAAUGGCAGUAAUCUACCCCAAAUCACUGACCACCGCGGUCGCGGCCCGCCUGUCGAAUGCCUUCAUGGUUGGUAUGAUCAUCGGCAUGCUGUCAUUCGGAUAUUUUUCCGACAAAGUUGGUCGCAAGGCUGGUGCAGUUCUCACCACAGUGAUCUUGGUCCUGGGAAUUGCCUUGAGUGCGGGUGCUAGUGGCCUAACAGAGGAUGGCAUGUUUUGGAUGCUAAUUAUUGCUCGAGGCAUUGCUGGUGUUGGAGCAGGCGGAGAGUAUCCUGUCGCUGGCGCUGGUGCCGCUGAAGCGACAGACGAAGCACCGGGCAUUCGCAAACGACGUGGCUUCAUCUUCGCGAUGAUUGGCGACCUAUCAGCCUCGCUUGGAUUUGCAUUCGGUGCACUUGUUCCAUUGAUUUUGCUCUUGUGUUUCCAUCAGCAAGUUCGCCAUUAUGAGGCUGUCUGGCGUGUGUCCCUGGCUAUGGGCGCGAUCCCGCCGCUUUCGAUCUUCUGGUUUCGUUAUCGGAUGGUGAUGAGCACAGCUUAUAAAAAGAGCUCGAUGAAAAAGCAGCCAGUUCCAUACUGGCUGGCUGCGAAGAAGUACUGGAGGCCUUUGCUGGGUGUUUGUGGGUCGUGGUUCAUAUACAACUAUAUCUCUUACCCGUUUGGUCUCUUCUCAUCCACCAUCGUCGGUCGCGUCAAUCCAUCCUCCUCGCUAGCACUGACAAUGGCCUGGGGCACACUCAUCAACUGCUUUUACAUCCCUGGUGCUUUUAUCGGUGGAUUCCUGUCGGAUAAAAUUGGCCGACGACGCACUAUGGCCCUAGGCUUCUUGCUCCAGGGGAUUCUCGGCUUCAUCCUUGGAGGAGCAUUGGGCCCCAUCCAGGAGAGACUUCCCCUGUUUAUAGUCCUAUAUGGCAUCUUCCUUACAUUGGGCGAAGUCGGACCUGGCUCGACUAUUGUUCUCACAGCUAGCGAGAGUUUUCCAACUGCUCUCCGCGGCCAUGGGGUUGGUUUCGCUGCUGCUUGGAGCAAGGCGGGUGCUGCGAUUGGCACACAAGUCUUCAAACCUAUUAUGGCUAGUUGGGGGGCCGAUAGCUUCAAAGGCACACAAGCGGUUUUUCUAAUCGGGUCAGGAUUUGCCAUUCUGGGCUCACUUAUCGCGUGGUUUGUCCUGGAGGAUAGUAACAAGAUCCUAGACCAUGGCGAUCAGGAGUGGAAGGAUUAUCUUGUUGCCCAUGGAUAUAAUAACAUUGAAUGGGGUGUUCAAGAACAAGGAACACUAGAUCUUGAAGGAAAGAUUGUGGAUUGA
Molecule: messenger RNA, 1584 nt
Organism: Penicillium angulare
Lineage: Eukaryota; Fungi; Ascomycota; Eurotiomycetes; Eurotiales; Aspergillaceae
Exons: 3
Coding region: 1-1584 (527 amino acids)
Biological process (GO): carboxylic acid transport; transmembrane transport
Cellular component (GO): plasma membrane
Molecular function (GO): carboxylic acid transmembrane transporter activity
Source: RefSeq, a predicted model, not a curated record